UGAUGAUGGGACCACCAUGGCGCUGGGCCACCCUCUUGACGAGGUCCCCGUGGUGUCCCCCAGCGGCCCCACCAUGCUCCUGUCCCUCUGCUCGCUGCUGCUGGCCCCCACCCGCCUGCUGCUGGCCCUCUGGCGCCUGCUGGCCCACCUGGGGGUGGCGGUGGCCGCCGUGGCCGCCGGGGGGGCCUACGGGCUCUGGGGGUUGGGGCUUCUGCUGCGACGGGGACCUUGUAGGACCUUCUACUGGAGGACGAGGGACCAGGAACCCCCCGGGCUGGCCGACGGCACCUUCGGGGAGCACCGCUACCUGCACCUCCAGGACUCGGGGCUGCGUCUCCACUACGUCACCCGAGGUCCCACCACGGCGCCGUUGAUGCUGCUGCUCCACGGCUUCCCUCAGAACUGGUUCUGCUGGAGACAUCUCCUCCAGGAGUUCAGCGCCCAAUUCCGAGUGGUGGCCUUGGAUCUCCGCGGCUACGGAGCUUCGGAGAAGCCACCAGGGAAGGACAACUAUCAGUUGGAGCUCCUGGUGGAGGACAUCCGUCAGGUCAUCGAGGCCUUGGGGAGACCCAACGAGACGACGGAGGCCACCAGAAAGGCCCCCAAGUGCGUCCUGGUGGGACACGACUGGGGUGGACUCCUGGCCUGGGAGUUGGCCACCAAGUACCCAACGCUGGUGGAGAAGUUGGUCCUCAUGGACGCUCUUCGAAGAGGCAUCAUGGGAGGUUUCGCCGCCUGUCACCUCUCCCAACUUCUCCGCUCCAGCUACAUCUUCCUCUUCCAGCUCCCGUGGCUCCCCGAGCUCCUGCUCUCCUUGGCCGACUUUGAGCUGGUGAAGACCUUCCUGAUGGGACGCUGGACGGGGAUCCAGAACCCGGCGCGGCGGUUGACGGAGGAGGAGAUGGACGCGUAUCUCUACGGCCUCUCCCAACCAGGGGGGUUGUCCCCCACCAUCCACUACUACCGCAACCUCUUCAGGGACACUCCGGUGGCGCGGGAACCUCCGCCGCCCCCCACCCUUCUGCUCUGGGGCACCCGCGACGCCUUCCUGGACGUUCGGUUGGUGCCGCGGGUGCUGCGCCGUCUCCGUCCCGGCGCCCGUCACCACCUCCUGGCGGACGCCGGCCAUUGGCUGCCCGAGGAGGACCCCCAGCGCAUCGCCCGCAUCAUCCGGGACUUCCUGGAGGAGGGGCACCAACGCUCCUGACGGCAAACGGAGGAACUCAACAUCUGGGGGAGGAGGAACCCAACAGCUGGGGAGGAACUCAACAUCUGGGGAGGAGGAACCCAACAUCA
Messenger RNA from Cuculus canorus (common cuckoo), 1296 nucleotides. RefSeq names its product epoxide hydrolase 3-like. The transcript is spliced from 8 exons. Lineage: Eukaryota; Metazoa; Chordata; Aves; Cuculiformes; Cuculidae. The coding region runs from base 17 to 1207 and encodes 396 amino acids. The record is from RefSeq and is a predicted model, not a curated record. Gene Ontology annotation, molecular function: hydrolase activity.